CUCUCCGUGUCCGUGUAUUUCUCUGCGAUUGAUAACAAACAAAAGGAAACCCACAUGGAAGUUUUACAUCUCUUCCACUUAAACAGAGCAUCACGGAAUCCUACACUGUAAUUGCAUCAGUCCCCAUCUCUUUUUUCUCUGAAUCUCCUUCUAAUGGCUUUACAGAAGGAAUGUAAGUUUGUUGUUGUUCUUCUUCUUCUUCCAUUUUCAAUAAUCUCCCUUAAUUUCUGUGUCUUACCCAUACAAGCCCUCAAUGUCGGCAUUCAAGCAGAUUCCGGGCUCUCAUUGGGUAAAGAAUGCAGCAGAAAGUGUGAAUCUGAGUUCUGCAAUGUUCCUCCAUUUCUGAGAUAUGGAAAGUAUUGUGGAUUACUUUAUAGUGGAUGCCCAGGGGAGAAACCAUGUGAUGGAUUAGAUGCUUGUUGUAUGCAACAUGAUAAUUGCAUUCAAUCUAAGAACAAUGACUAUCUAAGCCAAGAAUGCAGCCAGAAGUUAAUAAACUGCUUAGCUCGGUUCAAGAAAUCGCGGGCUAGCACCUUUAAGGGGAACACUUGUUCGGUUGAAGAAGUGACCAAAGUUAUAACCGUCGUUAUGGAUGCAGCACUUCUUGCUGGUCGAUAUCUCCAUAAGCCUUAAGAUCGAGUAUCUCCUUUGCUGCUGGUCCUUUUGUUGUUGUUGUUGUUUGUUUGUUUUCUUAAGAACUAAAACAUGAAUUUGCUGCAAGAUUUCUCUAUCGAAUUUGUUCUUAGAUCGACAUUGAAACUAUGUAUCAAUAAAGUUGUCGCCCCCUUACAACCU
Molecule: messenger RNA, 795 nt
Organism: Impatiens glandulifera
Lineage: Eukaryota; Viridiplantae; Streptophyta; Magnoliopsida; Ericales; Balsaminaceae
Product: phospholipase A2-alpha
Exons: 4
Coding region: 154-633 (159 amino acids)
Biological process (GO): phospholipid metabolic process; lipid catabolic process; arachidonate secretion
Molecular function (GO): calcium ion binding; A2-type glycerophospholipase activity
Source: RefSeq, a predicted model, not a curated record